AUGGCGACCAAGCACUACUUCCCCGAUACGGCGGCGAACACGCUCGUCCCGAGAGCGCUCCGUGCUCUCGUCUCGGCGAACCCUCACCUCGUGCUAAGCGAGGCCGAGCGCGUCGUCGCGAACGCCCAGAACGACCCUUCGACGGUGAGCAUCAUCGGCGGAGGCGGCUCCGGUCACGAGCCAGCGUGGAGUGGGUUCGUCGGCGAGGGUCUUCUGUCGGCCGUCGCCUGCGGUGACAUCUUUGCGUCGCCGAGCACGAAGCAGGUCCUCGAGGCCAUGAGACUGGCGCCGUCGACCGCCGGCACGAUUCUCCUCAUCACAAACUACACCGGCGACCGUCUGCACUUUGGUCUUGCUGCCGAGAGGGCAAAGGCUGCUGGUCUAUCCGACAAUGUCGUUGUUCUCCCCGCCACAGAUGAUGUCUCGAUCGGCAGGAGUAGGAGCAGCAGGGUCGGCAGGAGAGGAAUGCCGGGUCACAUUUUCACCAUGAAGAUCCUAUCUGCAGCAGCAGCCGAAAAAUACUCCUUCGAGCGCUGCGUAGACAUCGGCAGAGCAGUAAACGACCAGACCGUCUCAAUAGGCUCCGCCCUGGACCACUGCCACGUCCCCGGCAGACAGUUCCAGUCCCUCGCCGCCGACGCCUGCGCCCUCGGCGCCGGCAUCCACAACGAGCCCGCCCAGCAGCUGCUGACCCCCUUCCCGUCCGUGAAGGACCUCGUGGACAAGAUGCUGAAGCUCGUCUGCGACCCAACAGACCCCGAGCGCGCGUUCGUAAAGUUCGAGACCGGCGACGAGGUCACGCUGCUCAUCAACAACUAUGGCGGCCUCUCGGUCCUCGAGCUCGGCGCGCUGACGGACGAGGUCCAGACGCAGCUGGCAUCAACAUGGAACAUCACACCCUGCCGCACGCUCACCGGCGCGUUCGAGACGUCGCUCAACGCCCCCGGAUUCUCCAUCUCGCUGGUCAACAUCUCGGCUGCGGCUAGACAGUCGAGCACGAGCGCGGCAGAGUUGCUGGGCCUCCUCGAUCGCAAGACCACAGCCGUCUCGUGGCCGAACAUCAUCAUCCCCUCCGCCGACGCCAAGCAGACCAACGUCAUGGUAAAUCAGACCGACGCGAACGCCUCCUCAACCAAGUCCGACGUUCAGAUCAACGUCGACCCCGCCCUGCUCGAGAAGUCUAUCAGGUCAGGCUGUGAGAGCGCCAUCGCCGCCGAGCCGAAGCUGACAGAGUGGGACAUGGUUAUGGGCGACGGCGACUGCGGUGAGGCCGUCAAGGGCGUCUGCGAGUCGCUCCUCCGCAACCUUGACAACGGCGUCGCCAAGAGCGGCUCCCUGCUCUCCUUCCUCGAGUCCACCAUCGGCGCCGUCGACGACAUGGGCGGCACCCUGGGCGCCAUCCUCGGCAUCCUCCUGUCCGCGUACUCUUCAUCUCUCAGAACAAACGCCGCAGCCGCCGGUGCCGCCCCAUCAGCCGCGCUAUACUCCAAGUCUCUGGCCACGGCCGUCGAGUCGCUCAAGUCCCACACUCCGGCGAGGGAAGGCGAUCGCACCGUCAUGGACGUCCUGAUCCCGUUCACCGACAGCUUUGCUGCGACGACUGACUUCGCCACUGCCGUCAAGGUCGCUGCUGAGAAGGCGGAGGCCACGAGGUAUCUGAAGGCGAGGUUUGGACGCGCGACGUAUGUUGGCGACGCGGCUGGCCAGGAGUUGCCCGAUCCCGGUGCGUGGGCUUUGUAUGAGAUGCUACACGGAAUGGCCAAGGGUCUGGAUAUUUCGAUUUAG
Messenger RNA from Colletotrichum gloeosporioides, 1785 nucleotides. RefSeq names its product Dihydroxyacetone kinase. The transcript has 2 exons. The record is from RefSeq and is a predicted model, not a curated record. Gene Ontology annotation, cellular component: cytosol. Lineage: Eukaryota; Fungi; Ascomycota; Sordariomycetes; Glomerellales; Glomerellaceae. Gene Ontology annotation, molecular function: ATP binding; glycerone kinase activity. Gene Ontology annotation, biological process: glycerol catabolic process. The coding region runs from base 1 to 1785 and encodes 594 amino acids.